UGAAACAACACGAGACAAACCUGACUAUAUAAACGUGUACUUACUACUUGUUUUAUACGAUUUGAGUCUUCUCUUGAUCUUCUUACUCUUAACAAUUAACUACUUUUACUUUACAUCGUCAUAAUUAUUGGCUAGUAAACGUAUUAUUUUGGCUAAAAGAAAACAAGUACUGUGCAAUUAUAUUAACUGUACUAGGUUCUGCGGUCCGGCGACAACAGUGAGUGUGCCAUGCACAUGUCCUCCACGUGUGAGUGUCAAGACCCUGGGUCAGGCCGUGUGGUGGACAGGAGAGUGCUAUACUGCUGUAAUCACACUCUUCCCGGAGCAAGUUCACCUGCUACACACGGCGCCUCCCACACUCUUUGUCACCGGACCGCCCGGUACAGGUAAAACGGUGGUGCUGCUGCUGAUGGCCAUACAGUGGCUGCUUAGUGGCCACGACGUCUACAUUGUAAGUAUUUGGUUGUCCAGUCGUGCAGCUUGCACCAUGUUGUAUCACCUACUGCAUCAGAGUCUAAGGAUGCAACAGACAUCAGGAGUACCACCCGGUCGAGUUCGACUUCUGACGUAUGAUUUUAAUGCUGAUAAAGACAUGGAGAUGGCCGUCAACGACUUGUCACAGGCGGCAAAGAAAGGGUCGUUGUACGUCAUCGCUGACGAAGUGGGGCUAGAUGAGUGGUCUGAGAACUUCCAGACUUUCUGUGACAAGCUGUUUAAACUAAUUCCUCGUCUCCACCUUUGGGCGGCAAGUUGUUAUCAUGACUACGCACCUAAUGGCUGGCACAUUGAAUAUUUAACCAGACCCCUCCGCUCUCCACCAGUCGUUGUCAGAGAAGUCGCGUUAGACCCAGAAAUUAAUGACCACAAGCGUGUCCACCCGUACAGAGAGCGAGGUGUACCCGACCACACAGACGGCCCGCCAGUCAGACGACUGUAUCACCGAGGUCAGGGUCACCCACAUGAUUGGCCAGGUGACUGUGCCACGUGCGGUCAUGAGGUGGCCAGCUUCCUACACAGUCUUCAUACUGAUGAAACGUCAACCGACAGAGUGGAUGUUUUGAAUGAUAUCAGAGAACAUUUCGACAAGAUGUUCAGUAUCCACCUGUACAACAUCGCCCAGCCUGCAGUGGAGAGACGUGCUGGUGCUGGACUGGGGGCAACCUAAAGACGAUUUGGACAUUAUAAAGGCGAUGAAAGAAGCGGGUAUCCCAGUGCGGGUGAUGAAGGAUGAUGACAUCGAGGACGUGGCCAAAGCGAAUACUGAUGUGGUGUGGGUGGCAGAUGGAGAGCUUGUUCGUGGUCUGGAGAGAAAAGUCGUUGUUUGUCUGGAGAGUCCUUGUGCUGGUAGUAAGCUCUUCAUCAGACUUAACAACAUGUCGCGCUGUACGGCACAGCUUGUGAUUGUCUCCUCUGAAGAUGUCUCCUCCACAGAGUUUUGCUUCCUGUAGAGGAGCAAUUCUACUGAAACAUGGGCUAGUCAUGUGUCUUUCGUUGUUUACAAUCACUAAUAUAAAUGUCUCAUUGUUUUCAGUGUUUAUCAAAUCAAAUCAAAUCAAAUCAAAUCAAAAUCAAAUUAAAUUGUAUUGUCUUGUCGAGGAAACCCAAGACAGAAAUUUGUCAUUUGCUCACAAACACAUAUAAUAUGACGGGCAGGCAUACAUACUCAUACAGACAUCUAACACACACACGCACCUACACAUUCUCACAUACAAAUAGGUAACUGAUGCCAGUAGACCUUCGAGUCCUUGUGCCUUUAUUUAGGAUGGUGAUGGCUGCUGGCCCGAAGGACUUCUGGUAGGCAGCUUUCCGUACACGUGGCACUUUAUAGCGCCUGCCUGAGGGCAACAGCUGGAAGUUGGUGUGGAGAGGGUUCGUUUGGUCUGCGGAGUCUCCUCAGAAGGUACAACCGUUGCUGGGCCUGUCUGUAUACUUGGUUCACGUGAUCACUAAAGGAGAGCCUUCCGUCGAUCACUGUACCAAGGUACCUACACAGCAGCCCUCUGUACUUAUGUCCUUUGAUUUGGAUUGGUGGGGAGAGAGGGGUUGUGCCAUCUCUUCCUUCGUAUGCUCUUCCGAAGGACAUCUCCGUUUUUUCAACGUUCAGCUCCAGAAAGCUGCGGUCAAACCACUCCUCCAGUUCCCCCACACAGGCCAGGUACUGUGACAGGGACUGCUCGUCUUUCAGGCAGCCCACAAGGGCCAUGUCAUCUGCAUAUUUCACAAG
Molecule: messenger RNA, 2224 nt
Organism: Pomacea canaliculata
Lineage: Eukaryota; Metazoa; Mollusca; Gastropoda; Architaenioglossa; Ampullariidae
Exons: 3
Coding region: 410-1165 (251 amino acids)
Source: RefSeq, a predicted model, not a curated record